AAUAAUGGGGUUUCCGGGGCACCAAGGCAGAGCGCUUAAUUGACAAAGAAAUCACCGAAUUCACAGUGUCUACACUGCAAAGCAAAGCAAAGCUCUCCAAAGCAAAUCAAUGGCAGCAGAAUCAACCAAAUCCAGUGGGUCCGCCGAUGCCUACAUUGGCAGCUUCAUAAGCUUGAUUUCCAAAGCCCAAAUCCGCUAUCAAGGCUUUCUCUUUCACCUCAACCCCCAAGAAUCCACCAUCGGCCUCCGAAAUGUAAAAUCUUUUGGAACAGAAGGACGAAGGAAGGAUGGGCAACAUGUUCUUCCAAGUGACAAAAUUUAUGAGUACAUAUUCUUCCGAGGAAGUGACAUCAAGGAUCUGCGGGUUAUAUCUUCACCAUCUGUUCAUAGUACCCCAGUUGUACCAGAUGAUCCUGCUAUUAUACAGCCUCAUUAUCCUCGCUCAACAUCAGCAUCUUCUAGCUUUCCGUGUGAUAGUGCUAUCACUGCAACAAAUAUCAGUUCCCAUGCACAGUUGGGACUCCCCAAUUCAACUUUCCAAGGCAAUCUCACCCUAAACCAACCUGUGGGAAGCUUAGGGUCUUGGGGUUCAUUUCCUCAUCCUCCAACCGUAAAUGAUAAUGGGAUUGCCAUGCCCACUUGUUGGCCAGGACAAGGUGGGGCCUCAGGAGGAGUUUCUCAUUUGCAACAGCAUUCCUUUCUUCAACCCCCACAAGGAUUGUCAGUAGUAUCUCCUCCUAUGAUACAGCAGAUGCAAAAUCUCACCAUGAAUGCAUCUCUACCUUGUGAUGCAUCAAAUUCUGCAGAAUUUUCUCGUCCCUUGUUGCCAGCGGUUUGUAGUAGUUCUCCAAACUCAAGCGUUCCUAUUAAACCAUCUACCACAUUGCCUUCUAACUUAUCAUCUAUUCUGAUGCCAAAUAAAGGCUCUAAUGUUUUUCCUACUGUAGCCUUGGGUUCUAGUUCACCAUUGGCAUCUCCUUUGAUGGCUUUUAGUUUGGAUGUGAAUCCUGUUGUAACUCCAGUCACCAACAAACCUAAAUCAGUUUUUGACCUCGCAUUACCUAAUCAAACUAUUUCUCAAUCUACCCCAUCUAUUGUUGGGUCAUUCACUCCAGAUCCAUGUGAGGCAUCAAUACCAUCUCUGUUGACCCCAGAUCAGCUUUUACAACCUGGGCCUAUGGGACAUUCUUCAUCUCAUUUGCAGAUUGCUCAAAAAGAUAUAGAAGUUGUUCAAGCAUCCACAGCAAAAUUGCUGUCUUCGGAUUCAAAAAAUGCCAAGGAUCCAGUACAGUCAUUACCAUCACCAACUGCCAAAAAGUUGAAUGGAGCAGUUUUUCGCUCUCAUCAUAGUAAUAAACGUCAUGGAAGAGAAAACAAGUUGAGUGGAACUGAUGCACACACUCGUUGCGGUGAGAAGGACCAUGCAAGGGGAAAAGCCAACUGGCUCAAUGGAGCUGCUUUACACAAUCACCACAGUUAUAGAGGCUAUGCAAGGGGAAGAGCAAAGGGGCCAAAUAAACCUGCUGUACACACCCAUCGCAGUGAUGGGGGUCAUGGACGGGGAAGAGGAACUCAGGUUUCUCCGACAAUUAUCAAAUUUACAGAGGAUUUUGAUUUUGAUGCAAUGAAUGCAAAGUUCAACAAGGAGGAAAUAUGGGGUCAUCUCAGGAAAAGCAACAAAAAUAGAAUGGAAGAUGAAGAGGGCAAUGAAAACGACAACAGUGCAAAUGAUGCAGGAGAGGAGGAUGAAGAUGGAUUGCCAAAUUGUGAUGUGAAGAAUGUGUAUGUUAAGGAUGACUUCUUCGAUUCACUUUCUUGCCUUACACUUGAUGGUGGGUCAGGAAGAGGAAGAGGAAGAGGAAGAGCCAAGUUUUCUAAACAAAAGAAAAUAGAUAUUGAGACUUUUGGUGAAGUUCCAAGACAUCAACGUGGUCGUCCAGGCUGGGUUGGGCAGUCCAGAGGCUCUCAUCGUGGAAGAGGAUAUCACUAUGUUGGGAGGGGCUGUGGACAGACUGUUUGGAGUCGUGUGACCUAGGUCGAGCUUUUCUUGCCUCCGACAUUUAUCAUCAUGCGUAGUAUAUAGAAACCCAAGUAUACUUUAUUAGUUUUUAAGUUGGUAAUUAUGGGUAGUAUGAAAAAGAGCAGGUAUCGACCUCCAGAGGACUGCUUGCAAUGCUUUGUGUUGUUGCCAUUGUGAAGAGAAACAAAUAGCAGUAGCAACUGAUCUGGAUAAGCUUGUAUGUAAGAAUUUCAUUUUUGUUACAAUUACUGUUGACUAGUUAAUAGAAUGAUUAGGUCAAAAUUAUGGUGCAAGUGAUGAAUGUAGUUGAAGGACCAGGUGAUUGAAAGAGUAUGCAACCUCUCUCUCUCUCUCUCUCAUAGGCUCUCCGGUGCACUGUGAACUGUGAAACUAUUCAUUUGGUUAGACGCUGCACCGCUAGGCCAUGGUUAUAGAGUGAUUUCCCCGGGCUUCGUAUCAUUUGUUUUGCUCUCUAUCUCAUUUUAUGUGGCGCUGACAUUUUUGAAACUGUGAGCUGUGAAUGGUAGUGUUUUGGUUUGAAACAA
Molecule: messenger RNA, 2565 nt
Organism: Camellia sinensis
Lineage: Eukaryota; Viridiplantae; Streptophyta; Magnoliopsida; Ericales; Theaceae
Product: protein decapping 5
Biological process (GO): P-body assembly; cytoplasmic stress granule assembly
Cellular component (GO): P-body
Molecular function (GO): mRNA binding
Source: RefSeq, a predicted model, not a curated record